Molecule: messenger RNA, 1800 nt
Organism: Rhipicephalus microplus (southern cattle tick)
Lineage: Eukaryota; Metazoa; Arthropoda; Arachnida; Ixodida; Ixodidae
Product: signal recognition particle receptor beta
Biological process (GO): intracellular protein transport; protein localization to Golgi apparatus; Golgi to plasma membrane protein transport
Cellular component (GO): Golgi apparatus
Molecular function (GO): GTP binding; GTPase activity
Source: RefSeq, a predicted model, not a curated record
UAACGGCAGGGAACGCUGAACUCGUUUUAAAAAUGGCGGCGGACGCGUCGUCGAAGUCGGUGCACAUGGACGUAAAAACCAAUUUAUUUUUAACGAACCCAUCGUUAAUGUAUAUCAUUAUCGCAUUAGUCGUAGUAAUAAUCACAACAAUCAUAUUCUUCCAACGAAGGAAGAAUCUUCGGCGAGGAGUUCUGAUCGUGGGACUAUCAGACGCCGGAAAGACGCUGCUGUUUUCUCAGCUUGUAGGUCUUAAGAAGGUUCACACUUACACAUCAAUCAAAGAGAACAAGGCGUCAUAUAAAAUCCCAAAGAAAGGUUCUCUCAACCUUAUUGACCUGCCCGGCCAUGAUAGAAUCAGAGUCGGGUUUCUGGACUACUUCAAGGGGCUAGCAAGGGCUGUUCUCUUUGUUGUGGACAGUGCUAAAUUCCCACAAGAGGUCAGGGAUGUGGCCGAGUUCCUGUAUAAUCUCUUGUGCGACCCCGUCAUCUCACAGCAUUGCCCACCCAUUAUGAUUGUAUGCAAUAAGCAAGAUGCACCCAUGGCCAAGUCACCCAAGGUGAUACAGUCGCAACUGGAGAAGGAAAUGAAUGUCCUGAGGACCACACAGAUUUCCGCGCUGGAGUCUACGGAGGGGCAGGCAAAUAAGAACACAUUCCUGGGCAAGAGAGGAAAGGACUUCCAGUUUUCAGACGUCCGUCCGAUAGUGGUCGAAUUUGCAGAGUUCAGCGCCAAAUCACCAGAGGAGGCCCAGCUGUCGGUGCUCAAAAGUUGGUUGGCCAAAGUUGCUUAGGUCGUGACGUUAUCACCACACUCACUGUGAGAAAGUGCACGAGAAGAUGAUGCAGAUGGUGUCAGUACCUUGAAAUUAUCACUACUAAUGUUGUAGUUUCAUAGGUUUUGACGGUAUUUUCUAGACAUGACAGAGUUCCUAAGUGGUAAAAAUGAAGUACAUGGACCUCUGAGGAGGUCAAAGACUUAAGAUACCAAAUUUCAUUAAAUUUCAUUGCGCCAUAUUGUCAAAAUUCAAAAAAUACACUUUGAUAUGUGCAACGAUUCAAGUUUGAAAUUUAAGAACGAAACUUGGAACUUGAUUUUCUCCUCCAUUAAUAAACUAUGAUGGAAUUAAUAACAUUACAGUUUUGAAAAGUACGAUUUAUCAAUGUAAAGUGAUGAUUUAUUUUAUUCUAGUGUAUAUUUAAUGACUCCCUGCAGUACUGCGGUGGCCUAACAUGUGCGCCUUCAAUAACUACACAUAUUCAAGGCUUUUUGCAUGAAUACCCUGGGGUGGAUGUGUAAAAGACAGACGUAAAAUGCUUUAUUUCCCCACGCUUUAGCUCUGAAGUCGGCUUUUUGUAGAUGACAGGUCGUGACUCGAGUUUGAGAGUGGGAGGCGCUAUCACAACGUAGCAUGUUCACAUUGAUCCCAUUGGCGAAACUUAUGCUACCAGAACUUGGCUUGUCUCCUAUGCAGCAGCAGCACGAAACGACUCGCGAGACUUGUUGCGUGGUCGAGACAAUGUGCGGCUGCAGGAGUGCGAGCACUGACCAGCAUUGCUUGCUUAUCACCAGAUCACCACUGUCGAACCUAACUGUGGUCGCCACCUGCAAUGCAAAACAAGUAAAAAGUGUAUUUGAAAGCACUUUUAGGUUGCCUGUAAAUGUCUGUGCACUUUGGCUUUCAUUUAAUUAAGGAAUAAGCUGUGUGAAUGUCUGAUUCAUACAAUGUCAGUACAAUUAUUAUUCAUUGCUGAAAUGUUCAAUAUAUUGAUAAAUGCCAUGAAUAUAUUUCGCAAAAGGGG